AUGGCGCGCCACCGCCGCCCCUCUACAGCCUCCAGCCGUUCUACGGAACGCGCCAUGCCCGCCUCUGGCCAGGAGAUGGCGAGUAUGUACGACUACCUCGCCAAGAUUAUCCUCCUCGGUCCCUCAGGCUGCGGCAAAUCCUGCCUCUUGCAUCGCUUCGUCAAGAACGAAUGGCGCGUCCUCACGAGCCAAACCAUCGGCGUGGAGUUCGCGAGCAAGAUUGUGAAGAUAGGCACGCAGGGGCGGAGGAAGCGGGUCAAGCUACAAUUGUGGGACACGGCUGGCACGGAACGGUUUCGCAGUGUGAGCAGGAGUUACUAUCGGGGUGCGGCCGGCGCGAUUUUGGUGUACGAUGUCACAAGCCAGCAGAGUUUCGCGCAAUUACAGACUUUCUUGAACGAUGCCCGUGCUUUGGCCAGUCCAUUGUUGACGGUCGUCCUGGUUGGAAACAAGGUCGACUUGGCUGAGCCUGGCGGACCGCAGGAUCUGCUGGAGGAUGAGGUACCGAGCAGUGUUCCUUCAACGCGGUCGAGUACGUUGGGUGUAGGCCUUGGGUCGCAGCAGAGAGCCACAAUCUCGUUGGCUGGACGCGCGGUAUCGGCUGCGGUUGCGGCCAACUGGGCGAGUCAGAAUCGCAUAGCGGCUAGUAUGGAGGUCAGUGCUUUGUCGGGAGAGGGUGUCGACGAGGUGUUUCAUAAGCUGGCCAGGACGAUUCUGACGAAGAUUGAGCUUGGCGAGAUCGAUCCGGACGAUCCCAUGAGCGGAAUACAGUAUGGCGAUGCGGACUAUCAUCGGUAUGAUGAUGGAUCGAGCAUUAAAAGCGGGCUCACGUCCGACGGCUAUGGUGCCGCGAGAAAGCGGAGGCCGAAGGGCGGGCUUCGUGACUGGAGUGAUGUGUUUAGAGUUGGGAGGGCAUCUGGAAGCGGCCGGGGAUGUUGCUGAUAUGAGUAACCGGCUAUGGGUUUUGGUGCUAGCGAGGCGUUCCUGGCGUUUGGGACGAUACCCUUUCAGCGCGCUUGUAAGGAGCGAUUGUACGCGACGUUGAAGCGGUCGAGAAGAGAGCGCGAAUGUACAGAUUUACAGUACGAACCUGAAGACUAGAGACGCUGCAACUCACACGGUAUGAUCUGUGGCAUUCGCUGGUCAUUUGGACGUCGAUGCUCUCGGAGUUCUUGAUAUGACUUGCCCCUCAUUGCCCCGCGGCGAUGGGCAUCUCCAGCGAUAAGUUUGACGACACCGGAUCUUGUUGCACUCCAACCUCAUAACCUUCAAGCUAAGUGAGUCUGGCGUCACAA
Messenger RNA from Baudoinia panamericana UAMH 10762, 1295 nucleotides. RefSeq lists its product as uncharacterized. Gene Ontology annotation, cellular component: endosome. Gene Ontology annotation, molecular function: GTPase activity; GTP binding. Bases 1 to 942 code for a protein of 313 amino acids. Gene Ontology annotation, biological process: regulation of endocytosis. The transcript has a single exon. The record is from RefSeq and is a predicted model, not a curated record. NCBI's taxonomy places the organism in Eukaryota, Fungi, Ascomycota, Dothideomycetes, Mycosphaerellales, Teratosphaeriaceae.